CAGAAGUGAAGCCAUAAGAGAUGGGGGAGAGAGAGACGCGGGUGUCCGUGUGGCCCCUUCUGGCCCCCGAGCUGCCCAGCGAGCGACACACCAGCUUUACACAGGGACAAAAAGUUGUCGGGUGAACGUGAAGAAAAAACCUACACCCCUCCCUCCACUCUUAGAGCUCGAGGGGAGUGUGUUUUUGUGAGAGAGGGAGUGUGUGAGAGGACUGGGAGCGCGCUUGAAGGAAACGGGGGAAAUUUCGAGUAACUCCGCAAACUGUUCGUUAAGUAAAGAGAAAACUUUCAGUCUCGCGUUUCUUUCUUCAUUAUCUACACGCACAACAGAGCUUUACCCAAGGCAAACGGUUGUGUGUAAGGAGUUUAUGCGCAAGAGGACAGAAUGAGCACUGGAUCUGUGUGCAGAUUGUGUGCAGUUUUCUGUUGUGUGUUGACUGUGCUGCCUGCAACCACAGCUGAUACAGUAGAGAAGCAGGUGACUGGACGGCGGUCUCGUCAGGCAGAGGAGGAGGGGCUUGAAGGAGUGUGGGGUCCAUGGAGUGAGUGGGUGGAGUGUUCUCAGACCUGUGGUGUGGGUGUGUCCGAGAGGAGGAGGCAAUGCAUGCCACCUCCCCAAACCCCACCCCUUGUCUGGAACAGACCAGCUUACCCAGGUGUCAUCUCAGCUGUCAGACCCUACUACAACUCUUUGUAUCCUGGCAAUGAGUCCCCUCCAUAUGGGGCGGGGGUUGCUGAGAGAUCUCAAUUUUUUUCUCCACCUAACCCAGCCAAUCAGAAUCCUACAUUACCCCUCUACCGAAAUGAAGCUGGUGGUGCUGGGCCAGCACAGUUUGACCCAUCCAGUCAGGAGCCAGUUUCAGUUUACCGCUCGUCUUCAUUUCUUGCUGCGUCUUCUUCAUCUUCUUUUCUUCCGUAUGGAAGAAUUCCUGGACGGACAUCUAGUCAAGGUGCGGGACGAAGUGUGGGCAGCGGCAGCAGGAGGUCUAGUUCUUCUAUUCGCCCCGGACAGUUUGGUUAUGGCAGGGUCCCUUUCUCGCUCCCCCUGCACAGACAAAACCGUCACGUGCGCCACCACAACAGCACCACCACAGACAGUCCUGAUGUUCUAGAUGUUAAUCCCAAUUUACGUGAAGACAAAACAGAGGAAGAUGCAGAAGCAAGCAUUACAGACGUUACCAAGAUCAACAAAGAACAAAAAGAGAAGAGGAAAAGAGAAAAAGACAGGGUAGAGAUGGAGACACAAGCCGUUACCGUGACUACAGAGAGGGGUGAUGAUGCAGCAGAAAGACCAAGUGAUGCAGAGACGCACAGACGACCGGAAAUAAUGAGGGGACGAGAGAGAGUCACCCAUUCCCAGUCUCUGACCCAAAGACAAAGCCAUGCUCACGUGGCCCGUGACAGACGCGUCGACAGCCGGGCUUCUCGCCAAGUCCCGCACUCCUACACACAAACUAUUCAUCGAGCACAAACUCCCAGAAAGCCUUCCUCGUAUAGCCUGCCUCUCCCGCACAUCCAAACACCCACAAACUCCAACCCUGAACCCUGGGUCCUGCAAAAUGGUUCUCAGCCACCCAGAAACGAGGCCGAGAGGGGAUGGGGACUCCCAGCGCACAGUUACAAAUGCUCUGGGAGGGACAGAGAGUACCGCAGGUGCAGCUUACAGGCAUGUCCAGGUGCUCCAGUGAACCCCCGGGCUGAGCAGUGUGCAGCAUUUAACAGUCAGGAGUUUAUGGGACGUGUGUAUGACUGGGAGCCUUUCACAGAAGGUUAGAAACGUAAAUUAAGGGGGGUACGAAUGGAAAAGAGAAGGAAUAGGGGUGUGGUGGAACACUAUCCAGUUUCACACCUCGCUGCUAUUGUAAAGUCCAGCAUCUUGAGUUUACUGUGUAAUAACUGCACAUAAAAAUCUAAUUUGGCUUCUUACUAGAUUCACAUUUAUAGUAGCCAUUUUGUUACCUUUCUAUUCUGUCUUCUAAGAUACCUUCAUGAAUUGUUGAUGGAUAAGUUACCAAUCCUCCAACCCAUG
Molecule: messenger RNA, 2028 nt
Organism: Triplophysa rosa
Lineage: Eukaryota; Metazoa; Chordata; Actinopteri; Cypriniformes; Nemacheilidae
Product: ADAMTS-like protein 4
Exons: 5
Coding region: 385-1773 (462 amino acids)
Biological process (GO): extracellular matrix organization
Cellular component (GO): extracellular matrix
Molecular function (GO): metalloendopeptidase activity
Source: RefSeq, a predicted model, not a curated record